Molecule: messenger RNA, 3281 nt
Organism: Mucor mucedo
Lineage: Eukaryota; Fungi; Mucoromycota; Mucoromycetes; Mucorales; Mucoraceae
Exons: 3
Coding region: 195-3038 (947 amino acids)
Biological process (GO): regulation of intracellular pH; proton export across plasma membrane
Cellular component (GO): plasma membrane
Molecular function (GO): ATP binding; P-type proton-exporting transporter activity; ATP hydrolysis activity
Source: RefSeq, a predicted model, not a curated record
UUUUUUUGUUUCGUUUUGACCACCCCCUCCACACCAUUCAUUCUCUUUUUUUUUUUAUAUCUUUUUUUUUAUAAUAUAACCCCGUAAAUCCAAAACAACUCUUAUAGAAAUAACAACUUUUCUCUUUUUGGAUCAAAUAACAACUCUUUUUUUUCCCCCUUUUCUCUCUUUCUCUUUCUCUAUUAUUCAAAAAAAUGACUGAGAAGACCGAAACUUACGAGGUCGUUUCCGAACAACCCGUCGCUCACAAGGCCAACAUUUCUGGAAAUCUUACAUCUUUAACUGUCGAAGAACUCUAUGACAAGGACAAGUAUGAUUUAUCCACCAUGGAACCUGGAGAUAUCUUUGAACUCUUACAAACCUCUUCCAACGGUUUAACAUCCGAUGAAGCUGCCCGCCGUGUUGAGAAAUUCGGUAUGAACAAGCUCGAAGUCAAGGAUAUCAACCCUCUCUUGCAAUUCUUGGGUUUCAUGUGGAAUCCCCUUUCUUGGGUCAUGGAAGCUGCUGCCCUUGUUUCUAUCGCCUUAUCUAACGGUGAUGGUAGACCACCAGAUUAUCCUGAUUUCAUUGGUAUUGUUCUCCUUUUGAUUGCUAAUGCUACCAUUGGUUUCCUUGAAGAACGUCAAGCCGGUAACGCCGUCAAGGCUUUAAUGGCCUCUUUGGCUCCUGAAUGUAAGGUCAAGCGUGGUGGUGAAUGGAAGACUUUGGAAGCUGCUGAAUUAGUCCCUGGUGAUAUCAUCAGUAUUAAACUUGGUGAUGUUGUCCCCGCUGAUGGUCGUCUUAUUGCUGCUCAUGGUGAGGUCUCCAUUGAUCAAGCCGCUCUUACUGGUGAAUCUUUACCUACUUCCAAGGAAGCCGGUGAUGAAGUCUUUUCCGGUUCUACUGUCAAGCAAGGUGAAGCUGAAGCUAUCGUUAUCGGUACUGGUACCAACACUUUCUUUGGUCGUGCUGCUAAGCUUGUUGGUGAUGCUGGUGAUGAUGUUGGUCAUUUACAAACUAUUUUGGCCAAGAUUGGUAACUUCUGUCUCUGUACUAUCUCUCUCUUUGUUCUUAUCGAAAUCCUCGUCAUGUACCCCAAGUUCCACUACAAGUACAGAACUGGUAUUGAUAACAUUCUUGUCUUGCUCAUUGGUGGUAUUCCCAUUGCUAUGCCUACCGUCUUGUCUGUUACUCUUGCCAUCGGUGCCAAGCAAUUGGCUGAACAUAAGGCCAUUGUUACCCGUAUUACUGCUAUUGAAGAAAUGGCUGCCGUUACCAUCUUAUGUUCCGAUAAGACCGGUACUCUUACCUUGAACAAGUUGAUUGUUGAUAAGCCCACCAUCAAGGGUUACUCCGAAUACUCUGGUGAUGAUAUCAUUCAAUUGUCUGCCUAUGCUUGUCGUCAAGAAAACCAAGAUGCUAUCGAUUUCUGUAUUGUCAACUCUUUGCCCGAUCCCAAGCUCUCUCGUGAUGGUAUUGAGGAAUUAGAAUUCAAGCCUUUCAACCCUGUCGUCAAGCGUACCGAAAUUACCUACAGACGUAAGUCUGAUGGUAAGGUCAUCCGUGUUACCAAGGGUAUGUCUCACACCAUUUUGGAUCUCUGUACUCGUGAAAAGACUGAAGAGCAAAUCAAGGCUCUUAACGAUGAUGUUGAUGAAUUCGCUCGUCGUGGUCUUCGUGCUCUUGCUGUUGCUAUUGAUGAAGUUCCCUCUGGUACUGUUGAUGGUGAAGGUGUUGGUUUCAAGUUGAUUGGUCUCUUGCCUAUUUAUGAUCCCCCUAGAUCUGAUACCAAGGAAACUAUUGAUCGUGCUAUUGCUCUUGGUAUCUCUGUCAAGAUGAUUACUGGUGAUCAAUUGGCUAUUGGUAAGGAAACUGGUCGUCGUCUCGGUAUGGGUGAUAACAUGUACUUGUCCAAGACUCUUAAGGAUGGUCCUCCUCCUGGAUCUGGUUACUCUGAUGUCAAUGAAAUGGUCUUGCAAUGUGAUGGUUUCGCUGGUGUCUACCCCGAACACAAGUAUGAAAUUGUCGAACGUCUCCAAGCUAUGGGUCACAUGACUGCUAUGACUGGUGAUGGUGUUAACGAUGCUCCUGCUCUUUCCAAGGCUAACGUCGGUAUUGCUGUUGCUGAUGCCACUGAUGCUGCUCGUUCUGCUGCCGAUAUUGUCUUGACUGAACCCGGUCUUUCUGUUAUUAUUGAAGCCAUUAUUGGUUCUCGUCAAAUUUUCCAACGUAUGCGUAAUUAUUCCAUCUAUACCUGUUCCGUCACCAUUCGUGUCGUUGUUGGUUUUGCCAUCUUGUGUUUCGCCUUCGAAUAUAACUUCCCUCCUUUCAUGAUUUUGAUUCUUGCCAUUUUGAACGAUGGUACUAUCAUGACCAUUUCCACUGAUCGUGUCAAGCCUUCUCCUUAUCCCGAUUCUUGGAACCUCCGUGAAAUUUUCACUUAUGCCAUUAUCUAUGGUCUUUACUUGACUGUCUCCACUGUUGCCUUCUUUGCUGUUGUUUACCAAACCACUUUCUUUGAAUCUCACUGGAACCUUCCCAACACCAGCCAAGAUGGUCAAAGUGCUGAAAAGUAUGUUAACCAUGGUGUCUACCAUUCCAUUGUCUAUCUCCAAGUCUCCACUAUUUCUCAAGGUUUGAUUUUCAUUACCCGUUCUCGUGGUUUCUUCUUUACCGAACGUCCCUCUGUCAUGUUGGUCUGUGCUUUCAUUGUUGCUCAAUUGGUUGCCACCUUCAUUGCUGUCUAUGCUGACUGGCCUUUCACUGAGAUGAACGGUUGUGGAUGGAAGUGGGCUGGUAUUGUCUGGGUUUGGAACAACUUGAAGGAAUCCAAGACUCCUAUGGCUGGUCAAUCUCGUCGUGCUUCUGCCAUCUCUGGUACUUCUUCUGCCCGUUACUAUGCUAACCGUACCAAGUCUCUCAAGUCUAUGGAGCGUCCCCAAAACUUUGGUAAGAAGCUCCUUGGUAUGAACAAGAAGAUGUCUAUGGAUGCCAAGGAAAUGCGUCGUUUCAGCUCUGUCCAGACUAACCAUGCUGCUCAAGUUUUGAACUCCAACUAAUCAUCCCCCAUCCAACUUUUUUAUCCUCUCUCUUUCCUUUAUUACUCAUAUAUUUUUGUUAUUAUAUUUAGACCUAAUUUUUUUUCUCUUCAUUUAAUUUGAUAAACAAAAAAAAAAAAAUGUUAAAUGUCACUUGUUUAUUAAAAUAAAAGUGAAUCUUGUCUUGUUUUUAUCUCUUUAUUAUCCCCCCCACAAAAUACACACAUAUUUUACUAUUAAAAAAAUCUGUUUGUUAUUACUUCA